AUGUCCAGAUCCGGGGACAGGACCUCCACCUUCGACCCCAGCCACAGCGACAACCUGCUGCACGGCCUCAACCUGCUGUGGCGCAAGCAGCUGUUUUGCGACGUGACCCUGACGGCCCAGGGCCAGCAGUUCCACUGCCACAAGGCCGUGCUGGCCUCCUGCUCGCAGUACUUCCGCUCGCUCUUCUCCAGCCCCCCGCCGCUCGGGGGAGGGGGCGUCGGCCAGGACGGCCUGGGGGCCCCCAAGGACCCGCCGCAGCCGCCGCAGCCGCACCCGCCGCAGCAGCCGCCGCCGCCGCCGCCGCAGGAGGAGCCCGGGACGCCCGCCUCCUCCCCCGACGACAAGCUGCUGACCAGCCCGCGGGCCAUCAACAACCUGGUGCUGCAGGGCUGCUCGUCCGUCGGCCUGCGCCUGGUGCUCGAGUACCUCUACACGGCCAACGUGACCCUGUCCCUGGACACGGCGGAGGAGGUGCUGUCGGUCAGCAAGAUCCUGCACAUCCCGCAGGUCACCAAGCUCUGCGUGCAGUUCCUCAACGACCAGAUCUCGGUGCAGAACUACAAGCAGGUGUGCCGGAUCGCGGCGCUGCACGGCCUGGAGGAGACCAAGAAGCUGGCCAACAAGUACCUGGUGGAGGAUGUGCUGCUGCUCAACUUCGAGGAGCUGCGCGCCCUGCUGGACGCGCUGCCGCCGCCCGUGGAGUCGGAGCUGGCGCUCUUCCAGAUGUCCGUGCUGUGGCUGGAGCACGACCGCGAGGCCCGCAUGCCGCACGCGCCCGACCUCAUGAAGCGCCUCCGCUUCGCGCUCAUCCCGGCCCCCGAGCUGGUGGAGCGCGUGCAGUCGGUGGACUUCAUGCGCAGCGACCCCGUCUGCCAGAAGCUGCUGCUGGACGCCAUGAACUACCACCUGAUGCCCUUCCGGCAGCACUGCCGGCAGAGCCUGGCCAGCAGAAUUCGCUCGAACAAGAAAAUGCUGCUAUUGGUCGGAGGCUUGCCUCCCGGGCCGGACCGCCUGCCCAGCAACCUGGUUCAGUACUACGACGACGAAAAGAAGACGUGGAAAAUUCUCACAAUCAUGCCCUACAACAGCGCCCACCACUGCGUCGUGGAGGUGGAGAACUUCCUGUUCGUGCUGGGCGGAGAGGACCAGUGGAACCCGAACGGAAAACACAGUACGAAUUUUGUCAGUCGAUAUGAUCCCCGAUUUAACAGCUGGAUACAGCUUCCACCCAUGCAGGAAAGAAGAGCCAGUUUCUACGCGUGUCGGUUGGACAAACAUUUAUACGUUAUUGGUGGAAGGAAUGAAACCGGCUAUUUGUCCAGCGUGGAGUGCUAUAACCUAGAAACAAACGAAUGGCGUUAUGUGUCCUCUUUGCCACAGCCCCUGGCAGCUCACGCAGGAGCCGUGCACAACGGGAAAAUAUACAUUUCAGGGGGUGUGCACAAUGGAGAGUAUGUCCCAUGGCUCUAUUGCUACGACCCCGUGAUGGAUGUCUGGGCUCGCAAACAAGAUAUGAACACAAAACGCGCCAUCCACACUUUGGCUGUAAUGAAUGAUCGCUUAUAUGCAAUUGGAGGAAAUCAUUUGAAAGGCUUCUCCCACCUUGAUGUCAUGCUGGUGGAAUGCUAUGACCCAAAAGGUGACCAGUGGAACAUCCUGCAAACGCCCAUCCUGGAGGGUCGAAGCGGCCCUGGCUGUGCCGUGCUUGACGACAGCAUUUACCUCGUGGGAGGCUACAGCUGGAGCAUGGGGGCCUACAAGUCGUCCACCAUAUGCUACUGUCCGGAGAAAGGCAGCUGGACAGAGCUGGAGGGGGACGUGGCGGAGCCGCUGGCAGGGCCCGCCUGCGCCCCGGUCAUCCUGCCCGCCUGCGUCCCUUACAACAAAUGACGCCAGGAAGCCCUGGAGUGACGGUGUCCGCUCUAGGAGACAGCGACAGGUGACAUCACUGUUACACUAGGGACGGUGCAUUCGAACGGCUGCUGAUGCUGUACGAGCGACCGCAAAAGAAGAGGACCUGCUCUUGAGCAGACACUGUGUCUGUGACUCGGAUCACAACCAACUCCCCGGUGGUGACAGGCGCUUCCAUUUCAGACUGGUUGGAACUUGUCCCAGCUUGACAAAAACACCUCCCGAGGAUCUGAACUUUCAGAAGGAGACAGGAAACACACCGACGAGCCCCCCAGAGAGACCUACGAUCAGUAUUGUGCGUUGUAGUCUACCUGCAUGUGGUCUUUGUUGAAGUUUUGGGGAUAUCGUGUUCAUGAAUGACUCAAAAUUGGACCCACUAAAAUAUGUUUCCUGCAUUACAGGAAGCGCCACUUGAUUCUGUAUUCCUAACCUGAGGCUCCAUCACAGACUCCAUAGGCAACACGGUUGUAGAGAAUCACGGAAGGGUUAAAGAGAAGCACUUCUGUUUCUAUAUAUCUUGAUUUCAUAUACCUUCUGCCCCCUCCAGCCUCGGGGGAUGAGAGAGGAGAACGAGGCUGGCUCUUGUAGCGAUUGCUUUCCGCCCCGGAGGCUCCAGGCUAGCCAAAGUCAUCAUUUCUGUGUCCUCAAUUUUGUCUGAAAGAUUAAAAGAAAAUACACGAUGUCACUGUUCGGCCCGUGGAGUCUUGCUCUUUUUUUGCAGAAUAGAAGCAGGUAGUGAACACUCCGUAUUUGCUCCCGAAGGUAGGAUCGGCAGGCGGUCAGACACGAUUGUGUUUUCUGUUGGGUAACGUAUCUGACCCAAACUUCACCCACAAGGAAACCUGGGAGAUCGCUUUCAGGAAUUCAGGAGCAAAAAGAAAGCGUAAUUUCUGUCAGUAAUUUCUAUGACAGUCCCAGUUGUCUCUCUGUCCCUAAAACACAGGGACAGAGACACAGGAGCAAGCCAUCGCUCCUAACAAACACCCUCUUCCUCCCCUUGGCUCUAGAAAUGGCUCUAGGUUGGGCUCUAGGGAAAGCACAUGACUUACCCUGGUCAUUCCCCCAACUCCUCCUACGCGUUCGUUAUCAGCAGAGACGCCUGGGCUCGGCGUAGUGGGCCGUAGCUCGGUGUUUGCCGGAGCCUGGGGAGCUCAGGCCCAGGAGGGCAGGAGGGCAGGAGGGCAGGAGAUGGUCUCAGUGGGGCCAAUCAAACCAACAAAACUGGCAGCAACAUGAAUUUGAUGUUCACGCUCUUUGGAUCUGGAAAACAUCUGGUAGGAGUCAAUAAAAGCCUAAAAUAUUUUUUUAAUCACCCAGAGAUGUCUGUGAGUCCCUCGGCAAACGUGGCCUUCAGAACAGCAGCCGGGAAGCCACGGAUGGGAACCGCCUGGCGCUACGUUCUCACUACAGACACGCCAAGAGGGACAGGUGUACCGGAAUCCGCUGCGUCUCUACAGUCAAGUGCAAUCUUUGUUGUUUUGUAUUUAUUUGUAUGUUCAGAUCCAAAGGAUCCGUUGUAAAAUAUAUAUAAAUAUAUACCCAGUGCAAUUAGCCUUCAUUUCCUUUUCCUUGAAAGCAUAUGAAUAUAUAGAAAGCAAGAAAAAGUACAGUACUUUGUGGGGAAAUCCCAGCUGACGUCAUGAAGAGAACAAGGUCUGCUCCGAACCUUUUACCGUCACCUGUCACCACCCCGUCUGAAUGUCGCCGUUUAUACGCGGAUAUUUGCUUCCCUUACGCUUGUUCUUCAUUUAUUUUUUAUUUCUAACGAAAAUAAAUAAAAGCAUUUAUGAGGACAAUAAAUAAAGCUUUCUGUACUUCAGAAGGACACAAACUAUUAGUGGGAAAUGAAUAAAUAAGUCACAGAGGAUGUAAAUUUUGUACAGUAUUAGAAUGUGUAAAUGAAGCUUGCUUGGAAGGGGGAAACUUGAAAU
Molecule: messenger RNA, 3842 nt
Organism: Myotis myotis
Lineage: Eukaryota; Metazoa; Chordata; Mammalia; Chiroptera; Vespertilionidae
Gene: KLHL14
Product: kelch like family member 14
Exons: 8
Coding region: 1-1890 (629 amino acids)
Molecular function (GO): protein binding
Source: RefSeq, a predicted model, not a curated record